This is a messenger RNA of Acaulospora colombiana, 129 nucleotides long. Lineage: Eukaryota; Fungi; Glomeromycota; Glomeromycetes; Diversisporales; Acaulosporaceae. The record is from the annotation of a GenBank genome assembly.
AUGGAAUUAUUGCAGUUACAAGAUUUGAACCCCAGCGAGCAUGCGGCCGCCGAGAAACAAGAAGCGAGGCACGAGGUUACCCACGAGGCCGCUCCCAGACCCAGGCAACUGAAACCAAUACCCAUCUAA